UUCAGUAUAUUUUCGUAGUUGUAGGCGCGGUCACACUCCGCCUUUGGUGAUUCAGUGGUUACUUUUUUUGUCUGUUUAUGGCCUCUGUAAACACGGGAUUCGAAUUCGCCUAAAAGGAACGGAACGGAACGACCAGGAGGAGAUCAAAAUGACCUCGUACGUGCGCGCAAUGUACGACUUUAGUGGGGAACCGGGGUCCUCGGAGCUUUCGAUAGCGACGGGCGAUGUACUCUCGGUGACGCGGAGCGACGUGGGUGAAGGUUGGUGGGAGGGAAAGAACGCCCGGGGCCAGAUUGGCCUCUUCCCGGCGGCCUACGUGGAGGUGAUGUCGGCGGCAGAGGCCCAGAAAUUGAGUGCCAGUGGAGCUACCUCAGUGCCACAGGUUCCGGAUCCGUUUGCCUCGCCCCCACUGCCUCGUUACGAUCAAACGGCCGAUGACGAUGGAAGCAAUUGGGAUGACGAGGACGAUUGGAGCGAUGACAACGAAACGUACUCAGAGAUUGGUCCCGGUGGCCAAAAGUCCACUGGGCAGUCGGCACGCGCUGGAGGAUUGUCGCAUUCCACCAGCGAUUACGAUAACAAACACCUACCUAUCGCACCCAGUGACGACACCCAAUCAUUAGCCUCCGUGGCUGGUGGAACUGGUGCGGCCGGGACCGUAAAAAAGGGCAUGUUCGCCAAGAGUUCCGAUUCCUAUAUACUCGGUUUGUCCAGUCCCAAGGAGAAGAUACCAGAAUGCGAGAUGGCCUACAUCACACAAGUGGAGGACUCUAUCUACCAAUGGACGCAGAAUCAUUCGCCCUAUUCCGUUAUAGUAGCCAGCCCCAAAAAAGAGUCAAAAUUCAAGGGAAUGAAGACGUUCAUUGCAUAUCAACUGACUCCUAGCUUCAACAAUAUAUCCGUGUCGCGUCGUUACAAGCAUUUCGACUGGCUGCACGAGCGUUUGGUGGACAAGUUCUGUUUGAUUCCCGUGCCACCGUUGCCGGACAAGCAGAUAUCCGGACGUUAUGAAGAGCAAUUCGUGGAGCAUCGACGGGUUCAGCUGCAGGAGUUCGUCGACUGGGUGUGCCGCCAUCCGGUGAUUUCCAAGUGCGAGGUAUGGUACCAUUUCUUGACCUGCCGCGAUGAAAAGAUUUGGAAGUCCGGCAAGCGUAAAGCGGAGCGCGAUCCCUACAUGGGAGUUAACUAUUGUUUGGCAAUCUCGCCGCCGGACAAGAAUCUACUGCACUCGAAGGUGGACUCCCAGUUGGAGCUUGGUACGCAGUUCAUCCAUAGCAUGGAUGUGGCCGUACGCAACCUGAACAAUAUUUCCAACGACAUGGCCAAGCGUUCAAUGACGCAGAGUAAAAAGGAAUUCCAGCGCAUCGGUGACGGCCUUUCUGACCUGGCCAAGGCAUUGGCCAUCGACGAGCGUCGUGCACCCACCCGGAACGCGGUACCGCUUUCCGAGAGCGUCGGUCGCAUCGGUGGCAUCUUUAUUGGUAUUGGCCAGGGCUUUGGCGACCAACCAAAACAUGAUUGGAUCCCUCUCUCUGAUCGACUACACAUCUACAGGGGCGUUCUCAAUUGCUUUCCGGAUAUAUUCUCCACGCACAAGGGUGCCAUUCAGAAGCGUAAGGACUGCGAACGAUUGGCCGGAGAGGGUAAGAUGAAUAAUCCCCAACUGCACGACGUAAACCGGCGCACGGAUGUUGUCUCGUACACGGUUCUUGCUGAGCUGACCCACUUUAAGAGCGAGCGGGAUACGCAUUUGAAGCACACGCUUAAGAAUUUCAUUGCCGAACAGAUUAAGUUCUACCAGGGCGUGGUGGCGCGCCUGCAGGAGGCCAGCCGUCAGAUCGAGUAGAUUGACCAUUCGACGUCUUAUCGCUGGAGAUCGGCUGGGAGCACAAAGAAACAAAGAAACCAUACCGAGCACACACUUCCACUGAGAAACACACAGAUUUACAUAGCUGAAAACAUUCGCACGCGCGCAUUUCAAAUGCCUUAGAAAGGAACUCUUACUUUAAGCGUGGUUCUAACUAUUUAAAUGUUUAACAAACAAAAAAAAAGAAGAAAAACAAAACAAAAAAUACAUUAUGUAAUGUUGUUUGUAAGUGAAAAGUUGCGUAUUUAUACAGAAAUUAACUUUUAUAUGCCUAUUAUACACUGAACUUGAAAAGCAAAUAUAAUUAUAUUUAUACAAAA
Molecule: messenger RNA, 2187 nt
Organism: Drosophila eugracilis
Lineage: Eukaryota; Metazoa; Arthropoda; Insecta; Diptera; Drosophilidae
Gene: SH3PX1
Product: sorting nexin lst-4
Exons: 3
Coding region: 149-1846 (565 amino acids)
Biological process (GO): endosomal transport; mitotic cell cycle; protein transport
Cellular component (GO): plasma membrane; cytoplasmic vesicle
Molecular function (GO): phosphatidylinositol binding; protein binding
Source: RefSeq, a predicted model, not a curated record